UGAGACGCAGUAAAUAAUAGUAGACAGAGGUUCUUCUCAUAAAGUGGGGAUCUCAACGCGCGCAAAGGGUAAAUACACGUGUGGUGAAUGGAAGAGGUUUCGAUAAGUUAUUCUGAAUUUUAUGAACGAGCGUUACUCUUCCUUGUCAUGAGCGGAGUUAACAUCUCACCACUGUGUUAAGAAAGGAAAUAUGUUUAUGCCGCACUCUGUAGGGUACGCUGUGUUGAGAAAGUAUUGAAAGUUGUGCCAUUCUCUUCGCGCUUUAGAGCACGUUAAUCAGCAGGAUGGAUACCCUCUCAGUUCGCCGUCCCAAACGAGGCGAGACCGACGAAGAACUGAUGCAGAUGCAAGACGAGUUUCUGAAAAGUGGCGAAAAACCAUCGGUGCAGUUGGUACGAACAGAACGGACCAACCACGAGUCCAAAGCCAGGGCGUCUGUCCCCGAACCAAACGAAACCAUUGGUGUUUAUGGCCGAAAACCGCCAAUAGCUACUUCAAAUGUCACUGGGACAGCCAGGCGAUAAGUCAACUGAGGUGGACCAUGUGGAACUGGAGUCCGUGCUGUGCGAUGUCAUUGAACGCAGUAUAAAUAAAGAUCUCAUAAAGCCUCCAUCUGCCACAACAGCACCAUUUCCGGAGCCUGCGAGAGUUUCGGGCAUCGCAUUGCAAGGUCGCAAGAGCCUCUUUGCAACGAGGUUGAAGAAGCCAAGCCCAGCAAGUCAGCACCAUGAUUUCCCAAAACCACCACCUUCAGUGUCAACAUCCGGCUCGGCCUUGUCAAAGGACGAUUAUGAAGCCGUGCACUUUGAAAACCUCGGACGACUGGCUUCCAUGUCACAUGAAGAGAAAAUGAAAGCACGACAGGAGCUCCUUUCUCGGCUGGACCCUGCAACAGUGGCAUUCCUGCAAUCUCGACGGAAGCUCGCGGACUUGGACAGCUCAAGAAGGGGGCAUGCAGAGCAGGCUUCUGCCAAUUGCAUCCAGGUCUCAAAAGAUGGUACGCAUAAUGAUGCCUCAUCAAGUACAAAGCCACAGACACCAGGGUCUCAUACUGCUUUAUUUCCUUCAGAUUUCAAAACAGAGCAUAUAAAACUGGAUUUCUCUAAGCCAAAUGUGGCAGCCAGUGCUGAACACAAGAUUGAUAUGCCUGCUGGAUCCGCUGUCGAUUCCCUUGAAGCCACUGAUGCCCAAGCACCAGCUUUAGAUGAAGACGAGUUGCCAAUCAAGCCAACAGAGGCAGCCAAGAAGUGGAUUCACAUGGAUGAAGUUGAAAAGGACAAGCUGCAGUGGAUGACCAUGCUCCCACCAGUGAAGGCUGUAGAUCCUCAGGAUGCAGCAACACCGUGCAUUGGACGGUUUGACUUCGAAGGGGAGCUGGUGCCACCAAACCAGGAAGUGCCCGUUCACAGGGGCUUGCAUCACCAUGGCGAUAACCCUGAGAUGGCUGGCUACAGCACUGCAGAAAUCUUGCGCCUUCUGCGAAGCCAGGUGCGCUCGCAACGCCUGCUGGCUCUGCAGUUGCUGGAGCGCAUCCUCACCAAGCACUGGCUCGGUCACUAUGUGGGGAGGAUGGAAGGAGGCGACUUGCUGAUGCAGCUCCUCCAAUCUGGACUGGCACCCCUCGUACGAUCCGCACUCGACGAUCGAGCGACAGUGGAUGCAGCAUUGGCGGUGCUCCAAGCACUGCUGGUCUCCCAGCCUGAACAGGCAUUAUUCGGCCGGGCAUUCCUGUGGCGGCAUGGUCAUAGGACCUUUUUCCUGAGGCCUCCCACUGAACUUCAAAACUCAAGUGAAAUCUCAGAUGUGGACUUGUCACAGAUAGACCUUGUGCAGGCACUUCUGCGCAUGGACUUGCUGCAGCGACUGCAUUACAUCCUGAAGACGUUGCGGCCAGGGGCCAGCGCUGUGGCAUCUGCGUUGCUUGUCAUGGCCAGGCUGGCGCGGCACUCUACACAAGCCGCAACAAAGGUGCUAAACCAGCCCCACUUGAUGAACCUCAUUUUUGCAGAGUUCCUGCCGGCUCAUUGGAGCUCUCCUGCUGUCAUCAAGGGCAAGAUGGCAGAAGCUUAUGGCAACCCAAUGUGGCCAGCACUUGAGUUGGUUCGAACUAUUGCCGCAGCUGGAAAGGAAUUGGCUGAUGUGCUGAUACAGAGGCACCGGCUUGGGCAGUGCUUGGCUGCCUACUUAGCCUUAGAACCCAGUGCAAGCCAGUUGCCGGCCGCGGACUGCCUGAACUUGGCCCUGGAAGCACUUCGGACGUGGCGCAUUCUUCUCACAUAUGGUCUGGGUGGAGAAUUGUGCCUGGAUCUGUAUUCUGUGGUGGCGAGGAGGUUGCAGCUGUUCUCAGCGCUUGACUUGGAUGGAGUGCCCUUUGACCUCGAGUACGGUGCCCACCUACUCCACUGCCUGUCCAUGUUACCCGCAGAUGUUGCGAGGUCAUCCUUGGCUGGACUGAGCAUCGCGCUGAACAUUGUUUCCAAGCGAUGGCUGACUCUUCUUUCUAGGGCAACAGACCUUCAAUCGAUUCAGACAGGAGUGUACAUUGUGGCAGCUAUGCUGCACUGCCUGUCCUCCAUGUGUGAACUCGGUGAAACGCCCGACACCAGUGUAGUGGAUGCCAUGCAGCUGGUUCUCAAGUCACAGCUUGCCCCGUUUUUGACAUUGCAGCUCAGCACCUGCUCUUCACUCCUGGCUGAAAGUGAAAGAAAUAAAGUGCAGCCAGAUUCCAGCUCCAGCGAGUGCCUUCCAUGUGUUGCAUCCGAGGAGCCUGUCCCUUGCGAGGGUUGGGACAUGGCUUCGUUUGAACUCCUGGCUUCUAUGGCCAGGCUGCUUCGCACAAUGGCCACCAAGUCGGAAGUUGGCAAGCGCGGAGAACUCUCUGCGACGAAGGCCAGCCUUGUUUGUAAUGCUGGCGUCAAAACCUACUUGGACCAACUCUGUUCUCGCGCUAAGCACUGGACUCGGCACUGCAGUCAGCGAUGGCUUUGCCGCCCAGAGUUCAACCUUCUGUUUGAGCUGGGACUACUUGCAGCAUCCGAGACUUUAGACGAGAGUGACGCCGCGCUCUACCACGAAGUUUCCCUGGCCCUUCUGUCCACAUGUGCCCCGGGCUUUCAACACCAGUAUCUCAAGGUUCUUAAGGAAAUAGUUUUUGCCCCAAACUUUGCUUGCUCGCAAUCCAGCCACUGGAGAACACUGUCGAUGGAGAACAUUCCGGUAACUCGGAUGGAAAGUAUCACAGGAUGUUCCGUGCCCGUAAUUGCCAGUGCCAAACUGGACAACGCAGCUCUGUCAGAUAUCAAGGAUGCCUACUUGAAGACACUUGAACCUAGCCUAAGGCAGCUCAGUGAAAGCGCAUCGGUGUCGUUGACGUUGAGAACGAAGCCUCUGUUUUCGUAUGACUGGGUCUACCUGCCAUUGCAUCAACUCUGUGCUAUGGAGGAAAUGACAAGAAACUACGAACAUGGUCACGUCCUCUCUUGCUUGCGCUGGGCCUGCCAUCUGCUGUGCACAAGGCAUCGGUUCAUGCAAGCAUUCCCGCCGCUUGUUCAUUUCACCCGUCUAGCAUCGGUGUUUUUGGCUGGUCCUGAGCUGUUUUUGGACAUGGAGGUGCAGGGUACCAUGUUGCUGCUGCUCCGUCUGCUUGAGCAGACGACGCUGCUUUGCCGCACGCAGCGGCACCUGGACCUCAAGGACUGGCCCGGCCUGCCAUCGUUCUCAGAUUUCUAUCUUCAACUUCUAGAGGAGUAUGUCGGCGAGUCCUACGGAGAUUGUGUCUUCGCCUCGUGGCUUCUGGUGCCCCUCCAGGGAGCCUGUGACCCUCACUUCCGCAAGCUCUUCUUUGCCGAGAACCCGGAGGCACUGGCCAUGACUCGCCUGAAGCCAGAUCAGUCUGUAGUGCCCCUUUGUCGUUUCCUGGAACCUCCCGAAGAAAAUGCUGUUGUGCUUGAGACUUACCUGAAACACUUACUAUCAGGAAGGUUGAAUUGCACCAGAAGCCCACUGUUACACACCAUAGCUGAGGAGAGUGUGGCACGAUUUGUGCACAGCACCGCUUCAAGCCCUUUCAAAGUUCAUUUGCUUCAAGUUCUCUCGCGUCAUCGGAACAAGGAAACUGCGAAACGCAUACUGCGAUGGACAUGUGAAAAGGCAGCAUCCUAGGAUAAAAUCGCAGCGUUAUCAUGCAAGCUUGCAGCCCCGUCAAUAUGAUAAGGAACGAAGUCACCUACAAGCUGUGGCCAGCUCAUCGAUUCAUCGACCUGUGAAGCGGGAUCAUGUGUGCACUGGAAGUUAUGCCAGAGGCAUAUAC
Molecule: messenger RNA, 4309 nt
Organism: Dermacentor silvarum
Lineage: Eukaryota; Metazoa; Arthropoda; Arachnida; Ixodida; Ixodidae
Product: RNA polymerase II-associated protein 1
Exons: 28
Coding region: 499-4161 (1220 amino acids)
Biological process (GO): transcription by RNA polymerase II
Cellular component (GO): nucleus
Source: RefSeq, a predicted model, not a curated record